Molecule: messenger RNA, 3701 nt
Organism: Psylliodes chrysocephalus
Lineage: Eukaryota; Metazoa; Arthropoda; Insecta; Coleoptera; Chrysomelidae
Source: the annotation of a GenBank genome assembly
CUCGAACAGUUUGAAGUGUUUGACACGUACUGUACCUACAAUUUUUUUUUUUUUAACAUUUGAUACAUUCUUUCCAUCCUUUUUGCCAAAUAAACAAUGUUCGUUGAUCCUUAUCAAGGACUAAAAGGAUUCUUAUUAGUGUUGUGAUGUGAACUAGUGAACUGUUUUCGGUGGUGUUGUGACCAUUUCUUGGAUAACUCUGUUAUAAAGUGACUCGAGGCGAAAAUGCCGAAAAUAUUUUUGAUUAAAAACAGGUUGCACCAGCAACAGUUGCGGCUUGAAUCGCAGAAUGCUGGUAACGUGAAAAACGAUCUUUUAAUUGGAGAUAAUCAGCCGCUAUCGUUGAUUGUACACAAGAAAGAUGAUACUGAUAAAAAACCAGAAGACCGAGCGAAAUCGAAAUCCCCUCCACCGGAAUCCUCAAAACCCACGAAUGUCCCUCCACGACGCUUCAUCUCCUCGAUCCUCGGCGGCGACAAACCCUACGGCAGCCGAGGGCACAUACUUACGAGGGCCGAACGAAAAGAAUAUCCUUCAAUAUUCAAACAAGACAAAAUUACUCUCCCGACACAAAAACCGCCCUCGGAAGACGCACCUCGACCGGCGCCGGUACGGCAAUUUUCGGUUAUACAACGAACGCCUAAGGUGACAAGUAAGAGGGAAGAGGAUACGGAUACGAGAGUACCUGCUAAUUUGGUGAUACAAGAACCGGAGCAAGAGCAACCGAUCGAUUAUCAUAUACCGAAGAGGAGAGGAGAAAAUGAGAAUGAAGAUGAGGAGAGGAGGAUAAGAGAGCAGAGGAGGAGUCAUUGUUCAAAAGUUAGCAAACCGCUGAUUUCUGUUAGAUCGAUAGUCGGGAAACUCCCGGUAACCAUGUCAGCGGCCGCAGGUCACGGAAGAGGAACAUCGCAAUCCCAAUCCUCCGGAGGACAACCCAACAACUCUUCAUCGGGUGGAGGCGGCGGUAUUAGCUUCAGCGGCGGAUCAUCGGGCGGUGUCGGAGGUGGUGCUAUGGGAGGCGGCACCGGCGGUGGGGGGAUGAAUCCCGGAAGGGAUGGAAGACAGAAUUACGGACCUAGUAGCCCGCCCACCGGCAGUUUGCCGCCUUUUUAUGAAUCGUUGAAAGAAAGAAAUAACGGAAAUAGCUUCAAUGCCAACGGAGCCUUCACGUCAAAUUACAUCCUCUCGAAUCAACAAAUGGAGUGCGAUACUGGACAAGAACUGGCGAAUCUCACUCUAAACGGUAGCCAGAGUCCUCCCAAGCAAUAUUCGACCCUUCAAAAUGCCUCGUACGGUAUUGUCAUGAAAGACGAAAGUGAUUUGGACAUUUACGAAGGAAAAAUGGACCCAAUGAAUCAAUUACUACCCAGUGGAUAUUCCGGUUAUGAUGAAUCAAUGAUGGUGGACCUAGUGACAGGAACGGUAGUUGACCCUCUUCAUUUUACAGCAACGCUAACCUUCUCCAGUUCAGCGGAAAAUGCUUUAUUGGAGAACUUUCCCGAUGCAACGGAUCUGUCAUCGUUCCUUCAGAGACUUCCAAACGAUGAUAAUGAUAACGACGAUGUAGGAGCUAAUAGUAUCCAUUCUCCUUCUAUGACGCCCGAAUCACAACUACAACCCGUUGGGGAUACUUUCAAUGAUCAAAUAUUAAGCAGAAAUUACGAAAACCGAGGAGGUAACUUCACCCACAAUCACUUCUCCAAAAUCUACAACGACACGCUGCCUCCUUAUCAAUCUCCACUUCACGAGAACUCCCUCCAGUCGCAGCUCCACCCGCAACAGAUGCUCUCGCCUAGCCUAUCGUUCAACGGUAGCGGUUUGGACUUGGAUUCCCCCACCACAAUGAGCCUACCAUCUCCUGGUGCGGCCAGUUGUUCCCUGGAUGGACCCCACGGGGAAGGAGAUCCCAGCAUCAGUCCGCCGGCUAAUGUGAGUGGGAGACGGGGUAGAAGGAGGGAUAGCACGAGCAGCGAUUGCCCCUCGUUGCAAGGGAGGGUCAAUGUGUUGCAUAGGUUGGGGCUUCCCGCCGAAGUGCAAUUAGAAUUCGUCAACGGAGGUCACGGCAUCAAAAACCCGCUGGCCAAUCAAGACCAGGUGCGAGGCAGCUCGAGAACUGAAGACAAAGCCAAAGUGGCCUCUAUCACUACGGAAGACGGCCAAACCAACUUCGCUUGCAGGAUAUGCAACAAGACUUUCGCCUUGCAACGUUUGUUGAACAGGCACAUGAAAUGCCAUUCGGACGUCAAGCGGUACUUGUGCACGUUUUGUGGGAAAGGAUUCAAUGAUACGUUCGAUUUGAAACGACACACGCGAACGCAUACAGGCGUUCGCCCAUACAAAUGUAGCCUAUGCGAGAAAUCCUUCACGCAACGUUGCUCCCUGGAAUCGCAUUGUCUGAAAGUGCACGGAGUCCAACACCAAUACGCUUACAAGGAGCGCAGAACAAAAGUGUACGUGUGCGAAGAGUGCGGCCACACGACGAACGAACCCGAAGUCCACUAUCUCCAUCUCAAAGAAAAACAUCCGUACAGCCCGGCGUUGCUCAAAUUUUACGAUAAGAGGCACUUUAAGUUCACUAAUUCCAAUUUUGCAAACAUGCUCUUGCAAGUGUAACAAUGGCUACACAAAACCUAUAUUAUAAACUUAUCCGUCCAAUGUAGAAGUAGUCUCUUUGAAAAAAGAAAAAAUCAAAAAUUUUCUUCUUCUCGAUUACAUUGGAUCUGUCGAAUCUCUUCUGUGAUAAUAUAAUUUUUCAUAAUAAAAAAAUUAAACACUCUUCAUCUACAUAAUAUUCGGAUAAUCGCGAGGUUAUCUACAGGAAAUGGAAGGAUAUGCGAGGAUUAAGGCCUGACAGACUGACCCCAACUAACAAAAACAAGGAUUAGGGGAAAAAACUGGACACCGACUGGAUUUGGGAAUAUUUAUUUGGAACGUAUCAAAAGUGGGUCGUACUUACAUGUGGUGUAUACAAAGUUGCAGAACUAUUUAUAAUGUUUAAUAAACGUCAAAUGUCACGCCAUAUUAAUGCGACGUAAUGUUGGUAAGGCUAACAGUAAACUUUAAACCAAAUUUUAACAAAAACAAAUCAUUGAAUUUAAUCUAUGUAUACAUUUUUACUGUUUUUAGUUUUUUUAUUAUUGUUUGCAAAUCAUAACAUAAAUAAAAAAUGAAUAUCUAUAACCUCUAUUAUAAUAUUUAUUCAACUUUUACCUUUACUCGUUUUUAUUUAUUUUUAGGAAAUAAUAGAAAAUUUCACAAGAGGUAUUUUAAUACUAGAAACUUUAAACCUUUUACUACAUUUUACUUAUAAAAUGUAAAACGAAUUUUAUCGUGAAAACAAAAAAACAGAAUAACUAUUUGAUCUAUUUACUUUAGGAAAAUAUUUCUAAAAGUUUAAAAACUAUGUCCUUUAGAAAAACAAAACGCACUCAAAAGAAUAAAUAAUAUUAAACAAGUGUCACUGUAAGUGGAACCAAAAUUACGUCAUCACUAAUUUAGCGUAUCUACUGUGUAAAUAUCUGUCAAAAUUUAUAAACCUACUAAAUUUUAAUGAAAGUUCUUGCAACCGACUAUACAUAACUAGUUAUAAUGUACGACAAAAUAUAAACAGUGUAAAAAAAUUGGGACUUAUAAAAUACUAUCGGUUCGGGUUUUUUUUUUAUUGUUAAAUGGGACCUAACUUUGAAUGGGCUUUUUCCCCG